Lathyrus sativus (Indian pea) is the source of this 477-nucleotide messenger RNA. Lineage: Eukaryota; Viridiplantae; Streptophyta; Magnoliopsida; Fabales; Fabaceae. The record is from the annotation of a GenBank genome assembly.
AUGGGAGCAUACGUGGUAAUUAAAGUGCUGAAGCUUAAACCACUCAUAUCUGUUGACCCUCAAGAUCGCUGGAAAAGAAUCUUCCCUAUGUCAUUUGCGUUCUGCAUUAACAUAGUUUUGGGAAAUGUGAGCCUACGGUACAUUCCCGUUUCUUUCAUGCAAACAAUAAAAUCAUUUACUCCUACAACAAUAGUAUGGAGGAAAUAUUUUGACUGGCGUAUUUGGGCUUCUCUCAUACCCAUUGUUGGAGGGAUUCUUCUGACAUCUAUUACAGAGCUUAGUUUUAAUAUGUUGGGAUUUUGUGCUGCCUUAUUUGGCUGUUUGGCUACUUCCACAAAGACUAUCCUUGCAGAGGCGCUAUUGCAUGGUUACAAAUUUGACAGCAUAAACACAGUUUAUUACAUGGCCCCUUUUGCAACCCUGAUCAUGGUGUUACCUGCUAUGUUACUUGAAGGCACAAAAUUCUUGACUGGCUAA